AUUUGAAAUGUUCUUUAGGGCGGCUUCUUGUGUCGGAAUUCAUCAUAGAAAAUGCUAGCCAAAGCUUGUCCUUUCCUUUUCUGUAUUUUCACUCUAUUAGUGAUUAUACAGGCCCAGUCGUUUGAUGAUCAAACUUUGCAGACGUAUUUCAAAUGCUAUAACUACGCUACCUGCGAAACAGAUGGACCAGAUCAUCAAAGACAACAUAACUGCAUCUUCCAGAACGCAACAUUACAGGACUUGCAAGAUCUCUUUGAAUACGUUGAGGAUAAUGGAUACUUCCAGUAUAAGAGUAAAACAGAACCAGAAGCAGUGAAAGAAUAUUGUACUUAUCAAGGUCACAAACAAAAAAAAGCCUUCGACCAAACAUUAAAAGGAGUUUUUGCCUUCAAAAAUUCAAUUUGCAGCAAGUCUGAUAAGCAAGAUGAAUGCAACAGAGUUUCAAAAGGAUUGAGCUGCAUUUUCCCUAUUCUGGAUGAUUAUCACUCCCAAGGUAAAUGCUGAGCAAGGUCGUGAGACUUUUCAAGCAAAUGAUGAAAUAAACUGAAUUUUCACUCAUGUUUCAUACAGACGAAAUAGCCUCAUAUUAUUAUUAUUGUAAUUUAUAAAUAAGAUGUUCUUAUAAGAUGCAGAUGUUACUUUGAGACUAAGGAAAAAAUGUAAAAAAAAAAAUGUCGGUCAUCUUUAGAAUUCUAAUUGAAAUUUGUAGUAAAAUGGAAUAAAUUUGAUCAGAAUGCUA
This is a messenger RNA of Argiope bruennichi, 739 nucleotides long. RefSeq lists its product as uncharacterized. The record is from RefSeq and is a predicted model, not a curated record. Lineage: Eukaryota; Metazoa; Arthropoda; Arachnida; Araneae; Araneidae. The transcript is spliced from 6 exons. The coding region runs from base 52 to 504 and encodes 150 amino acids.